This is a messenger RNA of Daucus carota subsp. sativus, 1308 nucleotides long. Its product is annotated as homeobox-leucine zipper protein HAT5. Bases 261 to 1217 code for a protein of 318 amino acids. NCBI's taxonomy places the organism in Eukaryota, Viridiplantae, Streptophyta, Magnoliopsida, Apiales, Apiaceae. Gene Ontology annotation, molecular function: DNA-binding transcription factor activity, RNA polymerase II-specific; sequence-specific DNA binding. The transcript has 3 exons. Gene Ontology annotation, cellular component: nucleus. The record is from RefSeq and is a predicted model, not a curated record. Gene Ontology annotation, biological process: positive regulation of DNA-templated transcription.
UGUUGCGUCACUCUUUUAUGUUCUGUUUCUGAGUUAUGGGCUUAAGCAGCAGCUACUCCUUACUCUUACAUCUUUCACAUGUCCUGUACUGUUAUCCCCUAGCUUCUAGUUUCUAGCUUCUUCCCACACUAGUCACUACUAGCCUCUCAACUCAACUCAACUCAACUCAACUACUACUGUUCCCAUCUCUCACCCUUGCUUUCUUGUUUACCAUAUAGAAAUUUAAGAAGUUUCUUUAACCUUGUGAUAUUUCAGAAGCCAUGGAGAUUGAUAAAGUUUAUGAUGGUGCUGAUGAUGUCUUGCUUCCAACUGAAAGUCUACCACCUUCUUCUGCUGCAUCUCAGUUUCUUGAUUCCUUCUGGAUUUCCAAGUCUUCGCCUUCUUUUCAAGGGGACUCUGUUUCCGGCUCUGCGGAUAUGGUUAAUUUUCAGAAUUCCCCACCUGAAGAUGCUGCUGGACUUGAGGGAUUAAUACCUGUCAUGGAAAAAGGAGAGGGUGGAAAUGAGGACUAUGAUCCUGGAUUUCAUCAGCCCGAAAAGAAAAGGCGACUUACAGUUGAUCAGGUUAAGCUUCUUGAGAAAAGCUUUGAGGUAGAAAACAAGCUUGAACCUGAGAGGAAAUUUCAACUUGCAAAGGAUCUUGGUUUGCAGCCUAGGCAAGUUGCUAUAUGGUUUCAGAACCGACGAGCCCGGUUCAAAACCAAACAGCUUGAAAAGGAUUAUGAUGUCCUGAAAGAAAGCUAUGAUAAGCUCAAAGUGGAUUAUGAUAGCCUUUCUAAAGAUAACAAGAAAUUGAGGCUUGAGGUCGAAUCACUCAAAGAGAAAAAGAGGCUUGAGCGGCAAAAUGUAACGAGUUCAGUUGUACCAGAACCAGCAAAGCUACCAUUAUCAAGUCCAAUUUCUCAGAAUGAGAUCAGUGCAAAUGUGAUAACAAUAAAGCAGGAGGAUGCAAAUUCAGCCAAGAGCGAUGUUUUGGAUUCAGAGAGUCCACAUUAUGCUGAUGCGAACCAUAUUUCUAUAUUCAAGCCUGUUGACUCUUCUCGAGUCCUAGAACAAGAUUUAUCCGAUUUCUCCCAAGACGAAGAUGAUGACUUGUGCAGGAUUUUGCCAGCCUCGUGCCUCCCAAAGCUCAAAAUUGAAUCUUACGAUGACUUAACUGCAGACCCUUGCAAUUUGGGUACUUCUGUUGAUGAACAAACCUUCUGGUUUUGGCCUUAAUGUCAAGUAGUUCCUGAGAAAAAUCAAGCAAUAAGCAUGUUUGUAAUUAAAUUUUACUGCCAUGAAUAAAAGUGGAACCUUAAGUAUUCAA